AAGAAUUUAAACGUCAUUUAAACGUCAAGUAACAAAAAUGGAUGAACAAAACAUUCCGAUUGAUAUAAACACGGGAAAACUUCUUGAAUGGCUAAUAAGUAGACGUCAAGUCGGUAAAGAUUACGUUGAAAAUAUAAUGAAAGUUCGCGAAAAGAUUAAUAACGCAAUUCAAGAUAUGCCGGCUCACGAAGGGAUCGUAAAAUUACUUUCGGGGCAACACAUUAACUAUUUUCAUUGUUUAAAAAUAAUCGAUAUCCUUAAAGAAACGGAAGCGGACACUAAAAAUUUAUUUGGAAGGUAUGGAUCGCAACGAAUGAAGGAUUGGCAAGAUAUUUUAGGAUCAUACCAGAAAGAUAAUGUGUAUCUCGCGGAAGUGGCGCAAAUGUUAAUUAGAAAUGUAAGCUAUGAAAUACCAAGCUUGAAAAAGCAACUGUUGAAAUUGGAAUCAAAUCAGUUGGAGUGCGAAAAAAAGCUUAAAGAUUACUCAAAAGCUGAGCAAGCUGCAUUGAACGAAUUUAACACAAUUUGCAAACAAUUAGGCAUUGAGGGAAAAGAUAUUAAAAGAGAAUUAGUUAAAUUAUUAGAUGAAUUACCUGAAAUUUAUGAAAAAGUCACCCAACAUAUUAAAACGUUAGAACCCACCUUAAAUUUAUACGACGCCUUUUUUUCAUUUCAACUUGGUAAUAACCCAAUGGAUGUUAUGGUUUUAUUAAAAUAUCUAAUCCAAAACGGAAAUACCACCACAUACGAAUACAUUUACGGCGAAAAACCCAUCCAAAUCGAAACACCACCCUUAAACAUCACAUUCGAUGAUGAAAAAAUGGACGAAAAUAACGAAACAAUCGAUUUUGGUGAUGAUAUCGACUUUGGAGAAGAAAAUAUUCAAAUAGAAACGUCAAACGAAGGUGAAAUUGAUUGGGGUUCCUUAACAAACACUGAUGAUGAUUUUGAAAUUGUCGAUCACGUUGACUUAGACAUAAAUUUAGAAGAAUCUGGAAUUGUUGUUGAAAAAUCUGGUUUGGAUGGAGGAAUUGCAAAAAAUGAUAAAGCCCUAACGAUUCUUGAUAAUCCAAAAACUCAAGAUCAAGUUUUGAAUGAUUUAAUUGAGUUAAGAGCUUUCCUAAUUAUGCGUUUAUACGAAAUGUCUUCAGAAUCGAAUGUUUUAACGAUGACCCAAUUGGACGUCCCGACGAUCCUUCAAAUGCAAACUUUGGAGACGAUUACGGCACUUUUGGAUUCGGUAAAUGCGGCUUUAAAUGAAUUGACGAAUAAAAGGGUACAACAUUUGCAUAAUGUUAAACAUUCCGCGAAAUAUGUUGAUUUGUUGGCGGGUAAUUUGAAGCAAAAAUUGGUUUUGGUUCAACGAAUGAAGGAUAAUAAGGUUUUGUUGGAGGAGAAGAUUAAUGAGAUUCGCGAGGAGAUGAAAAAGGUUCAGCCGGUUAUUGUUAAGACUGUGCAGUAUACAAAGUGGUUGCAAAAAGAAAUUGAAGGGGAUAUUUCCAAAAAGUAUAAAGGAAGGACUGUUAAUAUUGUGGGGAGUGUGAAUAUGGUUUAAAAAUUGUGUUGAUUUUUAAUGUAAAAUAUAUAUUUUUGAUUUAU
This is a messenger RNA of Onthophagus taurus, 1599 nucleotides long. The record is from RefSeq and is a predicted model, not a curated record. NCBI's taxonomy places the organism in Eukaryota, Metazoa, Arthropoda, Insecta, Coleoptera, Scarabaeidae.